AAUCUCAUAAAUCAUGGCAUUGCCAGAGCCGGUGGCAAGCGUCGAUCCCGUGCAGGUGGAGUCAUUGCAACUCUUAACUCUGCAAGAGAGCGCUCUCAAGGAGGAACUACUGCAUGCGGGCGAGUCCAUGCAACAUUCCUUGGGCAUUGCUUUUGAACGUCUCAAGGAUGCCUGUUCUGCCGACUCCAUGGAGCGGAGUGGGGGUUGGCUAUUGGAGCAUGUGUGGCGCUUUUGCGAUGAAUUGCAGGCCAUUCAGAAAAGUAUGCACAGAGCACGCAACAGCGAAGCUCUGGGCGAGACACUCACUUCUGUGCGCCGCCGCCGUGGUGGACUCCAGGAUGAGCUUCGACACCAGGCCCAAUGGCAGGAGGAAUUGGAGCAGCAACGUCAAGAAGCCCUUCAAAAGGAGCGGCAACUGCAGCAGCGCCUGGAGCAAUGCAAGGAAGAGAUCAUCUCAUUGAAGUCACGUGAUCGCAAUGCUUCUUUGGAGGCGUUAACACUCGAGUUUAGCCUUCAGGAGGCUUCCAGGUUUCAAAAACUGGAUGCGGAAUUCAAGGACUUGCUAUCGCAGAUGGAGAUGCAACAAAAGAAGGAGAAGGACGAGCUUCUUCAGCAGUUGGCUUCUGCAACGAUGCAGCUGCGACAGCUGGCCCAGCAGAUUCUGCAUUUAAGGCAAAUGCAGAGGACCCUUGAUGGCAGCCUUCGCGCAGAGCUCUCCAAGGGAAAGGAAACCUUGAGCCGCUGCGGUGCGGCAUUGGUGGAGGGAGCUGCAGCGGGUUGUCGGCAGAUGUCCGUGCUGAGCAUGGCAACCGAGGAACAUGUCAAAGCGUUGCAAGCACGGUUGGCAGCAAGAGAACAGGCGGGUGUUGAGCAACUGGAGAGGCAGCAGAAGGAGGCGUUGGCGAUAGCAGAACAGGCUGAGCGCCUCAAGGCCCAAGCCACACAGGAGAUAUCUCGUUUGUUGCAUGAGCAAAGCAUCUCAGAGAAGCAACGCAGUGCCAAUGCUGUCAAUGCGUCCAAAGCUUCCCAAGCAAUCAUGCAAGGAACUGAUGAGAGCAGGAACACCUCUACAAUUGCUUGCAAAACCGUGCGACUUGCGGCUGAAGCAACACAAGCAAGGACAUGUGUGCUGAUUGAUGAACGAGAACGAUUGGAAACCCUUUGCGGUGCAGAAAGGCUUUAUGAAGCCCAGCAAUCUCUGCAGGAAGCUUUGGCACAGAAUGAACAGCUUCGAAGAGACUUAGACUUGGCAAGGCUCCGCGAGCAGCAGAGCCAUGCUGACGCGGCAGAUGCAGAUGCCACAGAGCAUCGGAAGCGCUGUGAAGGGCUUUACCAAAAGGAGAAGGCAGAGCUAAAUGAAGUGGAGCAGAGCCUUGUGGCACAAGAGGCCAAGCUCGGGUCUCUCUCGACCAAAGUUGCACAGCUCAAGAUGCGCGUAUCAAGUUCAUUGGUUGAGAAUGGUGCGUUGGAGAGGGAAAGAACUCUCUGGAGAGCACAGCAUGAACUGCAGCAAAAGCUGCGACAGGAAGUGGAGCAGGGGAUGGAGCAAGCUCGUGCCGCGUGGGCACAAGAGCGAGACGAGAUCAAGGAAGAUAUCUCGAGGAGCUCCCAAAAGCUGCAGUGCAUGAAGGCAGAUGUUGCUGCGGCUCAGGAAUAUCCAGGUGCAGCCACCUGUUGGUCGGAGGAGCGGCAGUUGGAACAAGAACUUCAAGAGGUCGAAAGGUGCUUGGGUGCUGUGACGUCUACCCUGGCACAACGCAGUGCCGUGCGCCGCUUACAACAGUCUGAUGCUGAUGCACGUUUGCGCACUGUCUGGCAACGCCUGGACCGCCUACAACACUCCAUGGAUUUGGAGUUACGACCUCUGAGCUGUAUGGACAAGUUGAGCCCUUGAGUGGAUGUUUCAUAAGCACCAGCUCGCUGACAUACGAGCGAAAAAAAACUGUACAUUAGCCAUCAGACAAACGAUCCAGAGAAGCGUGCGGUGGUUUAUUGGGGCUCCUGUGUGGAGCCCUGAAUUUGCUUUGACAAAGAUGGAAAA
Messenger RNA from Cladocopium goreaui, 2041 nucleotides. The record is from the annotation of a GenBank genome assembly. NCBI's taxonomy places the organism in Eukaryota, Dinophyceae, Suessiales, Symbiodiniaceae.